This is a messenger RNA of Chinchilla lanigera (long-tailed chinchilla), 2637 nucleotides long. It is a transcript of the gene Gabrr1, whose product is annotated as gamma-aminobutyric acid (GABA) A receptor, rho 1. NCBI's taxonomy places the organism in Eukaryota, Metazoa, Chordata, Mammalia, Rodentia, Chinchillidae. Gene Ontology annotation, molecular function: neurotransmitter receptor activity; GABA-A receptor activity; extracellular ligand-gated monoatomic ion channel activity. The coding region runs from base 1 to 1443 and encodes 480 amino acids. Gene Ontology annotation, cellular component: synapse; neuron projection; membrane. Gene Ontology annotation, biological process: monoatomic ion transmembrane transport; signal transduction; nervous system process. The record is from RefSeq and is a predicted model, not a curated record. The transcript is spliced from 10 exons.
AUGUUGGCUGUCCACAGUAUGAAAUUUGGCAUCUUCCUUUUGUGGUGGGGUUGGGUUUUGGCCACUGAAAGCAGAGUGCACUGGCCAGGAAGAGAAGUACACGAGAUGUCUAAGAAAGGCAGUAGGCCUCAAAGACAGAGACGAGAAGCACACGAAGAUGCCCACAAGCAAGGCAGCCCAAUUCUGAAGCGGAGCCCUGACAUCACCAAAUCGCCGCUGACGAAGUCAGAGCAGCUGCUGAGGAUAGACGACCAUGACUUCAGCAUGAGGCCUGGCUUUGGAGGCCCAGCCAUUCCUGUUGGUGUGGAUGUACAGGUGGAGAGCUUGGACAGCAUCUCUGAGGUCGACAUGGACUUCACCAUGACUCUGUACCUGAGGCACUACUGGAAGGAUGAGAGGCUGUCUUUUCCAAGCACCAACAACCUCAGCAUGACAUUCGAUGGCCGCCUGGUAAAGAAGAUCUGGGUUCCCGACAUGUUCUUCGUGCACUCCAAGCGCUCCUUCAUCCACGACACCACCACCGACAAUGUCAUGCUGCGCGUCCAGCCUGACGGGAAGGUGCUGUACAGCCUCAGGGUCACAGUGACUGCGAUGUGCAACAUGGACUUCAGCCGAUUUCCCCUGGACACACAAACGUGCUCACUUGAGAUUGAAAGCUAUGCCUAUACAGAAGAUGACCUCAUGCUGUACUGGAAAAAAGGCAAUGACUCCUUAAAGACAGAUGAGCGGAUUUCACUCUCCCAGUUCCUCAUUCAGGAAUUCCACACCACCACUAAACUGGCUUUCUACAGCAGCACAGGCUGGUACAAUCGCCUGUACAUUAAUUUCACUUUGCGUCGCCACAUCUUCUUCUUCUUGCUCCAAACCUAUUUUCCUGCCACCCUGAUGGUCAUGCUGUCCUGGGUAUCCUUCUGGAUCGACCGCAGAGCCGUGCCUGCCAGAGUGCCCUUAGGCAUCACGACGGUGCUGACCAUGUCCACCAUCAUCACGGGCGUGAACGCCUCUAUGCCCCGUGUGUCCUACAUCAAGGCCGUGGACAUCUACCUCUGGGUGAGCUUCGUGUUCGUGUUCCUCUCGGUGCUGGAGUAUGCGGCCGUCAACUACCUGACCACCGUGCAGGAGCGGAAGGAGCGGAAGCUGCGGGAGAAGCUGCCCUGCACUUGUGGGCUUCCUCAGCCCCGCGCGGUGAUGCUUGAUGGGAGCUACAGUGAUGGUGAAGUGAACGACCUGGGUAACUACAUGCCAGAUAACGGGGAGAAGCCCGACAGGAUGAUGGUGCAGUUGACCCUGGCCUCAGAGAGGAGCUCCCCCCAGAGGAAGAGUCAGAGAAGCAGCUAUGUGAGCAUGAGGAUCAACACACAUGCCAUUGAUAAAUACUCCAGGAUCAUUUUUCCAGCAGCGUACAUUUUAUUCAAUUUAAUAUACUGGUCUAUUUUUUCAUAGAUGCUUCUAAUCCAGUAAAUCCCACUUUUUCAUGGUAUGUACUGCAGAAAUACAGUAUGAUGAAAAUAAUUUAAAGAUUUUUUUUCUAAAAUCAUUCCCACCAAUGUCUUUGCUAUCUCUUCUCCAGCUUUCCAAAACUAUACUGAUAAGACGCCUGCGCUAAGCAUCUGUUGUAUACAUAGCAUUAUAUGAAGUGCUACAGCAAUUUGACACCACAGCAGCUGAUGCGGUUACGCAGAGCUUCCAAAAAAGCUCAGUAGCAGUGUUGUGGGCACACUAGUUCAACCUCUUUUAGAUCCUAGAUGCUUAUUCACAUGAAUGAUUUCCUUCAUAUGAGUGUCAUCAUAUUCUUUGAACUUUGGAAUUGAAUGAAUGAUUUCCUUCAUAUGAGUGUCACCAUAUUCUUUGAACUAGUUGGAAUUGGGAAGCACCUAAUGUUCAUUUGCAUGGAACCUACAAGCACUAAAUCCCCACUUUAAUAGAAAUUCAGGCUUCAGUUUAUAGUCUAUUACCUAUUUUUAUGCAUCUCUUCAUGUUUCACAAAAGCCAAUCAUAUUCAGCAUAAUUUUUACUUACAGGCUAAAGCCCAUAAGGUUUAACGUCUUAAUGAGAAAAGCCCUUCAGAUUGGUGAAUAGCUUCUGAUUUGGUGGGAUUUUUUGGUAGGGAAACUUAGAAGGUAAAGAUAUAUACAUUCAUUUUUGUUUUGCGAUAGAGAGAAUUACGCUAGAAAACUUGUGUUUGUGUUCCUUUCACAUAAUCACUGUUCCAUGCAUCUCUAGUUUGGAGUAGGUUUUUAUUCUAAAUGAAUGUGGUAUUCUCACUGAGAAAUGGGAAGAGAGUAAUUUCUUCUGUAUAAACAACACUCAAGAAAAUACAUAAUUUGGGACUAUUUGUAAGUCAUAAGAAAUACACAGUUUCUUAAGGAGAAAAAGGACAUCACAAUGCAAAAGACACGGGAAGACAUCACUGGAUGUCUGCGUUUAUAUUCAGUGGGUACCAGCAUUUCCUAUGAACCAGCAAACAGUCAUCAUGUAGAUCAGGCAGCCCCAGUGCCAGGCAGAAGGAUGCCCAGUGGCAACUGCUGUCAGGGCAUGGGAUAAAAGGAGGAUUUUAAUUUAAUGUAUUAUCUUAAAACAGAGCUCUUUAUGCUAUGUCUAUAAACUCUGUAGAUCAACCCUAACCGAAUUUAUCUA